UUCCCAGAAGCAGACGUGCCUCUAUCGAAUAAUUCAUUUAUCACAAUAAAAGCUUUGCUUAUUACUGUGACCUGUACGGGACUUUUAAGGAAAUCAAACAUUAUACACUGAUAAUAAAACAUCUAUCAAAAUGAAAGCACUUUACCACGAAGGUCAUUAAAUCAAAAAGACAAUGAACCCCGGCAUCGUCUGCACCAGAUGGACUUCCGGUGGUGUUGUAGCAGACCUGACGCUCGACCCACGCUGCCAACACGGUGAGCAGCGACACGACGGAGGUGGGAGACCAGUCAUCCCAGAUUCAGACACACACACACACACACACACACACACACACACACACACACACACACACACAGAUUAAAGAUGGUUGGCAAAAUCAAACACGUCCGACAGAAGCUCCACCAGGAGGCGGUGAGGCUGGUGCAGCCGAGCGGCCUCGGCGCGGCGCCGUGCCCCGUGUUGUCGCCUCCGAGCGUCCGGGACCCGCAGAGCGGCGAUCAGGCCCCCCGGCCCCUUGCGGAGAGCUCCUUCCCCGCCGGAAUCUUCGCCGGCACUAAAAUCACCCCAGAAGCUCUGGUGCAAACACUGAAGUUCGAGGAGGCUCCAGACACUCCCACGCCUUGCAGGAAAGGCACAGAAGAAAGGAAAGUCAAGCCAAAGAAAGAGAAGAUGAAGGAGCGAAGGGAGAAGUGGAUGAACAAGAUCCGCUCCAUCAAACUGGCCCAGGAGCAGCAGGCAGCUGAGGCCCGCAGGCAGGCCAUGCCCGUGGUGGGAGACCUGAGGCCGCUGGCCGACGCCCUCCCAGAGCUCUGUCAGCUCAUUGGCCCGCCCACUGCCCCUUCUGCUCGCCGCAAAAGCAGGAAAAACAAAAUGCCGGUGAAGAGGCCUGAGCCGACAGAUUUCAGUCAGAUGAAACAGUCACAGAAACGCAAACUCCUAGAAACGGAGAGCAGCCGCUUCAACAACGUAGUGAAGACCCUCUGUGGCAAAAUGAAACCCUUGGCUGACAUUGGCGAGCAGCUGAGGAAGAGGAUGAAGCAGGAGGAAGAGCAAGGCCCCAGUUAACAGCAAGCAACAGUUUAACUGUGUGAGACUUCAUACAUUCAUAAAGAUCCUGGAUCCCAGUGGGACUUUGUCCGGGGAAACCCGACCCCGUUCACCCUGUCAGAAAGGAGGAAGAACCCCUUGGCCCCUGACUGCAGGAUGCUGAGGAUACUGAGCGGCCCCAGACGGUACCAACAUAUUAUCUGUAGUAAUAAGGAAUUACAAUUCAUUCAAAGCUCUAUUAAUGUUUAUCCUCUAAAAAGUUACAUUUUAAUUCCUUUCAUUUAAAUCAAAGCAUUUAAUUGGUAAACAGAUCUGCCUGGUUUCUAUGAGCAUGCUACGAUAGAAUCCCCACAUAACCAUAGCAACCAUGAAAGUCUUGUCAGGGCUGAACCACAAUCUGAAUUAAAAUAUGAUGAGUGAGCAGGAAAACAUCCACAUCAUGGACUCUUCAUGUGGACGUAGACAGUAUAUUAACUGACUUAUUUUUUUUGUCCUGAGUUCAUUUUUGUAUAGAAGCUUUCUGCCAUUUGAAAAUAAAAUCCACCGUCUCCUCCCCCCUCUCAUUUCAGUAUUUUUUUACUUAAAUUCUUAUUUCAAAAUUCUCAUAAUUAUAAGAUAAUGUCAGGAAAAAAAACAUUCUAGUUGUUGAAUCUCAUCUGGUACAUUUAACUUUUCAUAGCCUCUCACAACUAUGACCUACAAUGUUUCUUGCUUUGAUUGUUAGAUAUGAGUUAGUCAUAAUAUAUUUUCCAAAUUCAUAAUUAAAGUGAUAUUUUUCAUAAUUAUGAGAUCAUCUUUGCAUUUUUAUCUACUCUGUUGGAGCCAUUUCAGUUGAACAGUAGCCUAACUGCAAUUUGGUUUACAUGCUCAAUGUGUUUUUCCUUUUGUGUUCAUGAUAGAUUCUGGUAACGAUUUGAACUAUUGAAAUGAACUGUAAAUCAUAAUAAACAAUAAUCAUCUAUCAGUUAUAUAUCUAUUAUCUGUAAGUAUCAGCAGUAACAGCUCCACUCAGACACGGGCCACAGCCUCAGCCCCUCACAGUGCCCCCUCUGACCUCUGCCCUACAGGUUCCCUGCAUCCUGAGCUUCACCUGUCAAGCUAUAGAAAAAUUAAAAUGUCAAAUUAACAUCUAGCGCAGUAUGUCCCUGUGAAAUAUAGUGGAGUCAAAGUGCAGAAACAUAUAGUAAUAUUAAGUAUAAGUAAAAUUGUUCUUGAAUGACGUACUGUAUUAGUCUACUGUGCAUUGACAGGUUUUCACAGGUGUACUUCUUUGUGAUAUUUGUCCUGUAAACUAUGGAACAUUCAAUAAAAAUACACAGUGACAAAAAA
Molecule: messenger RNA, 2376 nt
Organism: Scophthalmus maximus (turbot)
Lineage: Eukaryota; Metazoa; Chordata; Actinopteri; Pleuronectiformes; Scophthalmidae
Gene: slx9
Product: SLX9 ribosome biogenesis factor
Exons: 6
Coding region: 364-1065 (233 amino acids)
Biological process (GO): maturation of SSU-rRNA from tricistronic rRNA transcript (SSU-rRNA, 5.8S rRNA, LSU-rRNA)
Cellular component (GO): nucleolus; preribosome, small subunit precursor; 90S preribosome
Source: RefSeq, a predicted model, not a curated record